This is a messenger RNA of Funneliformis mosseae, 123 nucleotides long. NCBI's taxonomy places the organism in Eukaryota, Fungi, Glomeromycota, Glomeromycetes, Glomerales, Glomeraceae. The record is from the annotation of a GenBank genome assembly.
AUGCCAAGUCAUGAAAAUCGUAAAAUUAUACUGAAAAUUAUGAUCACGUUAAAAUUGCAAAAAAAAGUCAAAAUCGUUAAAAAAUCACAAUCAACAAAUUUUGAACAUCCUACUCAGUUUUAA